AUGUAGGAUGGAGGGGGAAAGGGAGGGCAAUCAUCCUUCAUUCCAUUCCAGAAAGGAAUUUUUAACAGGUAAGAAUGAGAAGGUAACCUGUUUGCGAGGCUACGCUGAGUUUCACCGAGGCAGCGCGCCCGUGCUGGGCGAAAGAAUGUAGUCUCUUAGGAAGGGUGUUUCGUUAUUGGCCGGGAGAAUCUUUUAGGUUGUGUUGUUUUUUGCCCUAUCCCAUAGUCGGACUUCGUGUCUCCUCGGCCUGCUAGUUAGACGUGCUAGUGCCGGCAAGCGAUUCGGAUCGUUGGAAGUGGUGCUACGAAAAAAAAUGUAGGCUUGUGUUUUCACUGUGUUAAUAAACGUGUAUGUCAGAGCGUUUGGAGAAAGUAGAAAAUGUGAUACCUAUAACGACGACGCAUAAUGAGACAGACACACGUGAUUAUUUUCUAAAUGCAGCUAUUUAGCAAUUAAAACUUGAUUCUUACAUUUCUUAAAAUUUAGUGUGUGUAAUUAAUUGAAUAAAUAUAAAAAAAAUGUGUAUAACAUGACUUUUGACUGCUGUUUGCGUGUUAGUUUGAGCUCAGAUUGUGUAUCAUCGGACGUGUGCCGUAACGACGACUGGUGACGGUGCUGUAGUUACUGCCAGAGGAUUCUCAAUAGGAAGACUGUAGGGAAUAGUUUCAUCACAAUGGUUUUAUUCUCUACGACUUUGUUCAAAUUGGGAUUACAGCAUUUACAGACGCCUACAUCGUCUCCAGAAAUCGUGCUGAACUAUAACGGCUACAUUUUGGAAACGUGCAUAAAAGGCCGAGGACGCAGCUGCUAGUCGGGAUGUAGUAGCAGCAUGCGUAGUCGCACUGUGAGUGCUCCAGUGCUGACCAUCACGACCCCGCUCCCGAGCUCCAGCAAGAAGUACGUGGCCGUCGAGCUGCUCACCAGGCAGGCGCUCUACUUCGUCGUCGAGGCCAAGUCCCGCUCCAGAGAACUGUACUCCGAGGCGUGCGCCCACCUCAGUAGCCAGGGCAUGGUGGACUGCGAGCUGUUCGGGCUGACCGUGAUCUCAGAUGGAGAGUACCUGUUCGUUGAUCCUGAGAAUAAACUGUCGAAGUACGGACCCAAGAACUGGAAGUCCUCUUCGUCCUACGGGCUGGACAGUUCUUUGAAACCAACUCUAGUCCUGUAUUUACGAGUUCAGUUUUACGUCGACUCACCGUUGCUCCUAAGGGAUGAGACGACCAGGCACCACUACUACCUGCAGCUGCGCCACAAUGUUUUGUGCCGAGGCGCGCUUCACGCACGCGCGGCCGGGGAGGCUCUCCUGUACCUGCUGGCCGGGCUCGCUCUGCAGGCCGACCUGGGCGACCACCGAGACGAGCUCCACGCCGGCGCCUACUUCCAGCCCUCCGAGUACUUUCCCGCCCAGAUGCUGUGCGGGGACGAGAAGGUGCUGCUGGCGGCGGCGGCGGCGCUGCACAGGGGCAACCACGGGGCGGGCCGGGCCCAGGCCGAGCUGCAGUACAUCCGCGAGGCGGCCUCGGCCGAGGCCCCGCCCCUCUCCCUCAACUCCCACCUCUACCGGCUCAAGCACAGGAAGCAGGAGGCGGGCCUGGGCUCCGUGUGGCUGUCCGUCUGCGCCGAGGGCAUCCGCAUACACGAGGAAAAUUCAACAAAAACUCUGACGGCAACAUUUUUAUGGAACAACAUAGGAAAACUCUGCUUUGAUAGGAAGAAGUUUGAGAUCAGGGCCAACAACUCGGCGGGCGAGAAGCUCACGUACUUCACGAGCAGCGACGAGAAGAGCAAGCACCUGCUGUUCCUGUGCCGCCUCACGCACCAGUUCAGCAUGGCCAUCCAGCCGCGCGUGUGCGAGGCCCUCCGCAGGGAGGAGGAAGAGAGGCAGCACUACCGCGACUGCUGCGGGCAGUUCCCGGCGCUGGCGGGCAAGGCCUGCAAGGGCCAGCCGGGCGAGCAGCGCACCUCCGUCAUCAGCAGCACGUCGUCCAACACCACGUCGGGCAUCGUGUCGGACCGCGUGCACAGCCUGGACGAGAGCGAGGACGACCUGGAGGACGCCGAGAUCAUGAUCGACUGCCCCCCGGCGGCCUCGGUCGAGUCCCUGGCCCUGGCGCACCUGCGGGACGCGGCGCCCUCCCCCGCCCUGGCGCCCGACGUGGACGCGGUGGACGGCUGCUCCCCGCCGCUGGUGCCCCCCAGCAGCAGUGCUGCCACGCCGGCCACCACGGACGGCAGCCAGUGCUCCAGCUCCUGCUCCACGGUGGUCGUGGCCGCGAGCACCGCCCUACACGUCCCCAAGGCACCCAUCUGCGAGAGCCAGGAAGCGUCGCGUCGCCAAGCCAGCACGAGCAGCAGUCUAGAGCUGGGAUACAGCCACACGGCGCAGAACUCUGCCGUGUCGGAGACGACCAGCGCGUCCUGUGCGGAGCUGGACUACUCCGUGCAGAGCGCGCAGACGAGCAGCGGGAUAUACACGCUGCGCAGCUCCUGCGACACCACGGAGGGGACCAACGCGUGCUCGUCCGAGACCAGCGGCGUGUACGUGGCCGACAACAGCCGCCAAGGCUCCUACUCCAUCGCCAACACGUCCGUCUCCUCCGACUGCAACGUCGUCAUGCGCGAGCGAAGCAACAGCUGCGCCGAGUCCACCGUCAGCGCGUCGGGGAGCUUUCGCGGCGACGGCAGCGACCCUUCCGACGCCGGCCAUCGCAACUUGCUGACGGCCGAAGAACUCUCGGACCUGAUAGUCGGGCGGGGAAGCGACAGUGCGCACGCGAGCGGAGUUUACCCCUCGCAUGCAUCCAUUAGUGCCAACCUUGAUCUGGACGGUGACUACGUGACUUUACCACCGCCGCCCAUGCCACCCCCGAGAAGAGACAAAGACAUGGGCUACGCCGUCCUGGAUACGAGCCGGAUCCACCCCGUUGUACAGGCACCUCUGAAUCGUUGUUCUGAUGACGCUGGCAUCGACAGGUUUCCUCUGCUAUCUUGCUAUUCGACAAGAGCUUCGUCCCAGCAGAAUCUCUCGUCCCAGCAACUCCACUCUUUCACCGUGGAGUCUUCGUCACGCAGGUUGCCACGAGAUCCGAUGUCGAGGGCCCAGAAAGCCAUUCUGUUGCCUCAAGACAAUCUGUAUUCCCAGUCUGUCAACCUGAGUCGAGCUGCACUGUCUUCCCCGCUGAUAAACAUGUCCAAUUCCGUGGAAGAAGCUAAUGCAAGAUUUAUUUCCACCAAACCUCACAUCAAUAUUUUGACCGCACAUACCAGUUUGGUCGCGUCAACGGCCACUCCAAGCUUCGCGGCGCCCACCCUGGCUUACCAGUCGCACGCCUUCGUCUCCAGUCCGUCCUCGAGCACGCUUCAGCAGCCGAGGCCAAGCGUGCACGCAGACGUCAGAACCCGUAACUCUUCUUUGUAUACGAAAAAUAUUUCCCUCAGCCAGCCUGGCUCCUGUGUCGGAUACCCCAUGCUGCACGACUCGGGCGCGAAAAUGAAACCUCAGAAAGUGGUGCCGAUCAUCGGCAAGAACAACUACCUGGACGUCCACGCCUCCCGGAGCACGGCCAACUCCAGGUUCCUUCGGUCCACCGUCGUGCUGUCGGGGAGCCCGUCGCACCCCGGCCGGCACUUCUCCCCGCCCCCGCCGCCCCCCGUGCUGCACCCCCGCCAGCCGCCCCCGCCCCCACCCUCGAACCAGCCGGCGCUCGCCACGGUGUACACCAGCCAGGUGACCCGCAGCCAGAUCGAGCAGUUCCAGCAGCAGAUGUACUCGGACGUGGACUACGUCAUCUACCCCAUGCAGGACCCGGCGAUCAGCAAGCAGGAGUACAUGGACGCCAAGCAGGGCUCUCUGAUCGCCCGCGCGGCGGUGCAGUACCUCCCCCCGCCGUACCCCUCCACCAAGGGACACCUGAUGUACCGCAGCACCCCCAACGUGGCGGCCCUCGGCGGGUACCCCCACCGCCCCGUCUCCUUCUCCCGCGCCGCGACCUCGUCUCCCCUGAAGUACGCGUCCAACCAGAACCUGUCCUGCGACUACGCUCCGUACCGCACGCCCAGUCACCACUCCUCCGCGGGGGCGUCCUACUCCUCGUCGUCCCGGAGCCUGCGCUACGACCAGCUGCCCUUCUCCGUGCAGCUGCUGCCGUGCGCCAGGGCGCGCUCCGACGACAACAUCCUCAACUCGUACGACAGGCCGGCCGCGGAGCGCACCAAGUACCACCGGCUGCCCCCCCCGCCGCCGCCGCCUCCCUACGACCAGCCGGUUGCUACCAGGAAGCCCUCAAACUUUGAAGUUGCAGUUUCUUUGGAGCACACAAAGAAACCAGCAUCUAGCGAGGCCGGCAAUGGUUUGCUGGACAUCCGGAAGCUUCAGGAGAAGAGCAAGAACCUGGACCUCCCCCUCAUUUCCGCCCUCUGCAAUGACCGUUCGUUGCUGAAGCAGACCAACGCGUUCGUGAUGCCCAAACAUCCCCAGGGGAAGCAGAGCGUCGCCGCGGGCGCGAACAGAGGCGAGAGGUCGACGGCCCGGCCGGUCGCCGCGGAAACGAAGCCGGGUUCCGUCGCGGAAGGGAAGCGCGUUCUCUCGCCCGCGAAAACGGGCGAUGUUUCCGCGGCGGAAGCGGGCGCGGGCGUCGCCCAGAAAAGCGGGACGCUGACGUCUCUUCUGGCGACCGGUGGCAAGCGAGGCACGUAUCACGGUGGGGGUGCGAACAGUAAGGUGAAGUAUCCCGUGUCAGGACUGUCGACGACGCAGAUAUCGAAACCUCAGCGGAAGGUGUCCUCCAGCACCCACGUCCACCCGCACCGCGAACUGGGCAAGGUGUCGAAGCGCUCCCACGGCGGCACCAAGUCUAAGGAUGGUGCAGUUCAGUAACGGCUUGACUUUAACCUUCAGUUGCCUGAAAGUAGAUCAAAAAAAUAGAAAAUAACUCGACCGGUUCUGAUCAACUCUACGGAAACACGAAUACUCAUCUUAAGCAGUAGCGUAAAUCGGUUCUUUUCUUUCAGUUGUCAGCAAACAUAAAUAGAAUUUGUCUCUUAUCAGUAUUAAAAUGUAAAUUUAUAGUUUGAAUGGUGUGAUUAUAACAUCAUAGAUAGCAUCUCUUGUGUUUUUGUGUGCGGCUGAAGAGAAAAUGAAAAUGAGCUUUUACUGACAGUUAGUUAUUACUAAGGCAGUCAAAAUGAAAGUAUUAAAAGUUGUUUUUCUUUGUCUCUUGAUUCUUAAAAUAUUAAAUUUGUUAAUUAAUUUUUUUGGCAGUAGAUGAAAUACCGUAUUGGUCCGAAUAUAAGGCGACCAUUUUUACAUAAACGAGAGAUGCAAAUAUUGGAAGUCGCCUUAUUUUCGCACCCAAGACGUCAGAACCGCAAACAUUGGUUCCAAGCUGAAAGCUACAGUAGAAACAUUGUUUAACAAAACGUUCACGAUUUUUUAUAUUAACUAAAACUUUGUUACCUCACACGGUAAAAACAAUAAAUCCACCUAAUAUUGCAGUAAUUUACAAUUGUUUGAAGUUGAAAAUUAAAAUAUUUGUUCUUGAGUAAAAACGUGAAUGUUGAAGCAUCUCAAAAUGGCAACCUUUUAUUUCACAAUUCAUAUUUGUACUUUGUGUACAAUCGCGUGUUAACAUUUACGGUAAUUUAUCUUCAGAUUUUUAACUGAAAUAUUUGUACUAAAAUAUCACAGUUAUUUUCAGAACGAUUGUUUACGUUUACAAACAUUUCGGAUGUAAUGUAUGGAAAUUCACGGCUGCCAACUGUCUUUCCACAAUAUUUCUUUGUUGUAAAACGAACAUUGCCGAACACGCUCGAAGACGCCAUAUUAACAGGAAUUUGGUACGUUGCUUCAAAAGCUAUUUUAAUAAUCCACUCUUUAUUUAUGUAAAAACCUUUCAUAAUUAUAAUAGAUUAUUCUUUCAAAUUCAUAGAACAGACUCUCUCUGUCAGAGAGUAAUAUGGACAAAUAUACGCGGUCACGUAACCGAAGUUAUUCAUGGCCGUAUGCUUCAUCAUGUCAGCUAGCCACUUGUUUUGUUCCGGCAAGAUGCAUUAUUUGUUUGCUUUUUUUACGUUAAACACACUACUAAAUAGUAAUACACCUUGUUCUGUGGUAAUACGUAGCUUAAGUCAAACGGAAAGUUAAAUGCUGUAUUUUAAGAGUGAUUAAUAGCCAUUGUAAAAAUUUUAAAUUCGUAGAUACAGUAAACUGUGAAAAAUCAACAAUCACACAUCGGUGGAACGGCGGGGAACGAGCUCUAGACAAAUAAACAGCUCUGAAGAUGACAAUUAUGCAGCUUCAUUAGAGUAAACACGAAAAAAUUUCUAGUGUAAUAUUUAAAAGUGUAAAUAUUUUCUAAUUGUUUUCUUUUGACUUUUAGGGUAGGCCAUUCAAACUUAUUUUAAAUAAGUAAAGUGAUAAAUAUAAAUUAAUUGUUAUACAUAAAUGCAAAAACGAUUUAUCAACACAAAAUGUAUGUCUAAUGAAUUUUCACAUUAAUUUCUACCAAAAAUUAUUUUUACAUUUGUUUGGCCUCCUGAAACUGCAGGUCGCCUUAUAUUCGGGGUCGCCUUAUAUUCGGGCCAAUACGGUAUAAGGGAAAUACCAUGGCUAGUGUCCUUAGUAUACUAUUAAUCUAAGUUUGAAAUUUUUCAGGUAUUUUUACCUAAAUGUUUUGUUGGUUUAUAAUACAUCUUGUACAAUUUUUUUAUUGCUGUUUUUUAUAAUAUUGACAUAACCUUGCACAAAUACAUCACAUUAAAAACAGGUGUGCAGGAAUUUAUUUAAAUUUUGGGUUAUUUUAGAAAUCUGUUUUCACAUUACUGCUAUGCUACGGAUCCAGAGAGUUUCAACUUAUUUUUGUCUGUGGUUUAUUUAUAUGGCUGGGCGAUUCAACCUUUUCCCCAUUGAUUUCCAUCCAUUUGAAAUCUGUGUAUAUUUAAAAUUAAUUUUGACUCACCAAUACAAGAAACACAUAGGUUUGAUGAUCAUUUAGGUAUUGAUGAAAAAAUUUGCAUAAAUUACUUUUAAAAUUUCUGUACGAUGAAGUUAGGAUAACAAAUGAGUAUAUGUCACAGCAUUUCAACAAAAUAUAAUGCCGGCCUCAGUACACGACAAAGUGGUUACAUGAUUAGAAUCAAUAAGCUAUUCUUAAUAAUCAUAGAAAAAUUCUUAACCGGUUGCAUUACUGGGUAUUUAUUUUCGGUCUUUAUGUAAAAAGUUUGUAAUGCUUGUGUUUUGUAAAUGUUUAAAUUUUAAUCUACAAAAAUAAUUACAAGUUAUUUGUGGACAAGUGGGCCUUAUCAACUUCUCGUCUGGGAUUUUUGGGUCUAUAUUUAUGGCUAAAAGGUAGCUGAAAUGUGUAGUUCAAGUACGUACUUAAUAAAUAAUAUUAUUCAAUAUUUUGGCAUGGUAGGCACCUAAAUCUACAUAAUACUAAGUACCUAAAUAAUGUAACAAUAUGUUUCAUAGUUGUUAUUACCCUUUCAUGCAUCUGGUGCAAGUUAUUGUUUACAAAAAUUAUUUUCUAUUCAGGAAUCAGCUUUCAUGUAUCUUAAUAUUUUUCAUUUUGGGUGCCUUAAAAUGUUAGAACAUAUGGAAUUUCCGAAGGAAAUGUUUAGCAUGUCUAGUUAAGUUUAUGUGCAAAUCAUGUUCAAACAGAAGUUAAAACAUUUUACGUGCAUGUGUGCGUGUGUGUGUUAGUGUGUCUGUAUGUGUGUGCGUACGCACGUAUAAAAUACAUUUGACAGAUCUGUAUUGCUGUUUGUUUGUAAUUUUAACUUCUUGUUUUAACUUGUAGUAGCAUUGGAAUGAAAAAAAAAAAAGUGUUUACUUGGGGUAUUAAGGCUGGUAUUCCAAAACACAAAAAUAAGGGUAAAGUGUUGAAUAUGCUACACCUUACCCUAACUGUAUUCCUAGUCACGAUAGGACUCUGCCAUUUUUAGGGAACGGAUUUUUGUAUCCCUAUCCGUGACUUGCUUGUUGCUCAAAUUCCGCGCAUGCAUAGAGCUUUUUUUUUCCCGCCAGAGAUUGUCCAGAUAGUGGACCCACGCCUGGCACCAUUGAAUCGUAUAUAUUAAAUUUCGUAAACAUAUUGAUGUCCCAAAUGAAACCCAAUGGUAGCGAAACUGGCACGGAAUACAUUUUGUACUCUUUAAUCAUCUUAGAAUGAAACAAUCGAAACUUAAAAAAAGUUCUUCAGAAAAUCAGGACAACACCAUUUAAUUUGUGCGACGGUUGCUGUUAUCUCUAGAAUUUUUGCCAUAACAAGUGUAUCGAUGGUUACAAAAUGUCUGCUGGAAUGCGUUGAAACAUAGCAUUUUAGCCUUGCGCAGGGCACUGUUUAUUAAAUAGAUUGUCAUUUUGAUCCCUUAAGGGGCCUCCCUAGUAGCAUCAGAAGUUAGCGGAACACUAUGUUUUUAAAAUAAUGAUGGGACUUUAUUAAUCGACACUACGAAUCUGAAAAUUUUUCACCCACAAGAAGAUAAUACACGAAUUGUCUGUAUACUUUUACAUUUUUGUUUUUUUCUAUCAAAAUAUGAAAUAAAAAAUCACCAACUUGUCCAACUUUGGGGCCAUUUUAUACUGCUUAGGAGAAUGACAGAAAAAAAGUACAAGUCUAGAAAAAAAGAUAAUUUUUUUCUGAAGAAAUUCAUGUAUUUAAAACAUAUAGUCAUCGCUUUGAAUUCCGAGAUAUCUUUUCCACAAUUUCCGCAAAUCCUGAAAGUUUUCCACCGUCUCGUGCUGCCGCUCGGCGAAGCCAGCUCGCAGGCCACACAGCUCAGGUAGCCGGGUGGAGGAACACGUGGCCGGAGGGGAGGCAGGCUACCAGUGUGUGCGUGCGUGCGUGAGAGGGAGACAACCCACAACCGACACCGGUAAAAGAUAAUCCCGUGACCGAAAGAAAUUCUCAGAAUUGCUUUUAGUGUGCCUCGCCACAGUACCAUGUGCUCGACUUACUCUGUGACUAUAUUCGUGUAUCUCUAAAACAUUGCUUUUGUUUAAACUACAAAUAUCCUAAAGCUUACCAUACUAGAUCAUGUAUUACGAAAUAAAGUAUUGAAACUAAUCAAUCAACACAUUGAAAGUUGUCCUACAAACUAUUUAUUGGUGGCUUUACAGUCUCGCUAGCUAAUUCGACAAAAUUUAUAUUUAAUUUUUAACAUGAAAAUACACUUCAUUGUUUUUCCUUUUAUUUUUAAUAAAAAUUCAAGAAACAAUUAUUAUACCACCCAAUAUUUUUUAAAAUUAUUUUAGUUUUCCAAAAUAAUUUUACACAUCUUACAAUGCCGGGGAAAAAUUUUAUACUAGUAUUAACCAAAUGGUUAACUAUUUACAAAAGUUUUGAUACUUAAAAAUGUAGGUUUUAUAUAAAAUGUAUUUUAAAUUAAAAGAAAAAUCGUAUUUUGAAAACUAAAUGUCAUUUUGCUAUGCUUUAUGGUUAGAUAGAUAUCUGAUUGCCUGCACUGUUUUAAAAAUGUUCAUGGGAUGAUAUAUAAAAAAAUAAAAACUAGGGAAGUUCUAUAUUAAAUAAGCUAGUCAGAAUUAUGUAAAUGUUCCUCCUGGCGCAGGAAUCACGAGGAGGAUUGAAGAUGAGGUCAGUGACCGAUCGCUCACAUAUGUAGUUAUGGAUGGUACGUUAUUAAUUACAAAAUUCAAAAACCAUUUUGAAGUUAAAAAGUAUAAUUAGUGGCAAUGUUUAAUAAAGAUGACGUAAAUUUUCAGAUAAACUUAUUUCUACAGCUCAAUUAAUUAAUAAGGGCAGGAAAUAAUUUUUUUACAGCAAUUAUACAAAAUUAUUAAAAAAAUUUAAACCACAAUUAAUUUAUCCAAAAAUCAAAAUUAAGUAAAUAUUGCCCACACAUUACAACAUCCACGAAAGAACCUUGCAAAUUAUUUUUGUUAUAUGCAUUAUUUUGCAUUCAAGUUCUUUAUUUUUUUAUACUUCACCUACUUAUAAUUGUUACAUAUUUGGCACAUGGUCCGUCACGCCCAAUUAAAGGGCCUGAAUAAGUAGAACACGUUUCUGAUCAAAUUGCACGCCUGUUACUUUACCUGCAACCCGGAGCGGUGUGAAAUAAAUUAUUGUACAUUCGUGACGUUGGCAAACAACUUAAAUAUUUAUGAGUUAAAACCAAACAUAACUAUAACGGAUAAUCAAAGAAAUUUUGAAAUUUUGAAAGCUUGUUCUGUUUUUAUAUAGUACACAAAGCAGUUAAACCAUAAAUUAUUUGUUGUUGAAAAAAAAUAAUCCUUAACCUUUCAUGCUUUUUUUCAUUUAUUUUUAUUACCAGAUAUUUCCGUUUAAGUAAUACUUAUAUAUAUAACAAUAUAGCAAUCUAGAAAAAAAAUUAAGGUAGCCUUAUUCCAAAUAUGUUAUGAUAGACGUUAGUUAACUAAGAAUAUAAAUUCGCUUUACAACCACAGCUUGUACACAAGUAAAAAAAAAACAUGGUUCUACUUACAGGCCGUAUUGAACGUAGGGUAGGUUUAUGACAAAUACAACAGCAAUAAACAUAUGGCUGAGUCUGCUUUCAUGUACACUUUUUUUUUAAGUUAUCACUUUUAAAGCGGGUAAAGGGUACCUAUCAAGUAGCUUAGCAUUACCCAAAGUGAAUGUCGUGCUCCAGAAAAUGUUCGAACUAUGUAAUAUUUGUAUCACUGUUGCGUUACAGACCUGCAACUUUUUUCAGUGCGCGAUGUCACUCUCAUGUAAAAAUAUGUCGUGUUUAGCGCAAAAGUGUUCGAAUGAAUCCACAUCGAGCUGCCAAAGAAUACCUAUCGAUGUCGGCAACAUACAUAAGUAUACAAACCAACGUUUACAAGUGUAUUCAUACGUAAGUAUAAAACUGGCGGCGGGCCAUGAUGCAGUUGGUUCUUCGCGUACAGUCCACUGACGGGAUAAGAAGCGUCAAAGAUCUUAUAUGGCUAUUCUGUAAACUUGUAUGUCAUUUCACUGCCUGCUUUAGACAAACAACAUCCAUUACUUUUAGCUUUGGCUUGAAAAGAAUUACUCCGGCCGGCUUUCUUAUAUUACUUAUUUCAGCUCCUCGUGCGACCAGUGUGUAUACCUAAUUUGUCCGCGGCCUUAUCUUUGGGUGAAAGUUAUUUGUAAGGGAAGUUGUAUCGGUAAUGUUCAUCAUGUAUUACAUAACAAUUCAACUUAGAUACGCACAUGUGUUUUUAAAAUAUAUGUUUAAUAACUUGCAAUACAAAGUAUGUGUUGAAUUUCAUGUAUUGAAUUUUUUUUUACAUUAUGUACGAACAUAAUAAUCACAAUAUUUCAUGAGAAAUUUUUAAAACAUUUUACAAAGUAAUCUCUAAUUUCUUCCACACCUCAUGGUUAACCUUACUAUUUUAUUUCAUGUUUCAGUUGAUUUAAACUGUUUGGAAUCAUAAUAUGACGGACAAUGAAGAAUAUUAGUUUCAGUAAAUUUUAUGAGAGGAUUUACUUAUUACAUUAAAUAUACCUCAAUUUUUACCUCAAAGGAAAAUAGUUGCAUAUAAUUAAAUGAUAAAUAUUUGU
Messenger RNA from Bacillus rossius redtenbacheri, 11522 nucleotides. It is a transcript of the gene ex, whose product is annotated as protein expanded. Gene Ontology annotation, cellular component: cytoskeleton; cytoplasmic side of apical plasma membrane. Bases 830 to 4876 code for a protein of 1348 amino acids. The transcript is spliced from 13 exons. NCBI's taxonomy places the organism in Eukaryota, Metazoa, Arthropoda, Insecta, Phasmatodea, Bacillidae. Gene Ontology annotation, biological process: positive regulation of hippo signaling. The record is from RefSeq and is a predicted model, not a curated record.